AUGGUGGUCACUCUCAAGUCCAAGACGUUACCCUAUCUAAAGUUGGACGAUCCCAAGACACAAUCCUACCGUUUCUUGCCGUGGCAGUGGGUCUUUCAGUUUCAUUAUCUGACGUCUUAUGGUUGCAUCCGGCCUGUGUGCGACUCCAACUCCAAGUGGUGCGAGAAGGCGGCCAACGACCUCCUAGACGUUUUUGACGUACGGGAUCGCUCGCCAGCCACCACAAUCUUUGCGACAGACGAGGACAUAAAGGAAGGCCAGCUUCUUGUUCUCUUCCUCCUCCAUCGUAAAUUGUAUGUCCGGAAUGAUGCUGUUGAGAUGUUCCUUGAACGUGAGCACCUGAUUACAUUCGAUGACGACGAAGGUAUCAUCCUAAUACCGCGCCCAGAAUUUUGGUCCUUGUUGUACAUUGUGCAGUAA
This is a messenger RNA of Dibothriocephalus latus, 420 nucleotides long. The record is from the annotation of a GenBank genome assembly. NCBI's taxonomy places the organism in Eukaryota, Metazoa, Platyhelminthes, Cestoda, Diphyllobothriidea, Diphyllobothriidae.